ACGACACACUGCGCACUUCCGGAAGUUGCGAAGCCAUCUCCUCGCAGGAGAUAGAGCUUGGAAACAAGCUUCGAAACGGUCCUUACCCAAGGACUCUACUUCCCUUUUCACGUUGAAAUGAAUGUUCAGAAAGGGAAACCAUCCGUAUCGCCACCAGUACAGAUAGCAACACAGCCCCAACACCUAAGUAUUGCCUCCGCACCCCCCACAGGACACACCCCUCCACUGCUGAGAACAGACGAAAUUCAGAUUUUUCAGCAACCCAGCUACGCACAAGUCCAGAGCUAUCAAGUUCCGCAAGCACCUGUCCCCCAUGAUAUGAAUAAGCAGCAGCCCGUGGCGGCAGGUCUGAUGCCCGCCCCCGGUGUUGCUCCUCAGCAGCAGGGUAUAUUCCAGCAACAGCAACCGGGGCUAAGGACUACACAGAGUCCUCAAUACUUUCCUGGUAGCCAGCCACAGGGGAUGCGGCCCCCACGUUACAUGGGGCCUCAGCCCCAACCAAAUCUCACAUACCAGAUGUACGGACCGUACAUGGGGCAAACCCAGGGCCAGGGUUACCCCGCGGCGAGCGUCAUGGUUCAGCAACAAGGGCAGUUAAUGUAUCCCCCAAAUACUAGAAUGCCAACUCCUCAGUAUCAUCAUGCCAUUCCAAAUUCGCAAACAACCAUUCAACAGCAGAUGGCUGCAACAGCGCAGUAUCAAAACCCCCCCACAGCGCAGUAUGGCAGUGCACCUCAGUUCCAAGUAUACUACCAGGCGAAACCACCAGUACCAGUAGACAUCCCCAGACACGAGCGGGGGCAGACUGUGCCAAUUGCUCAACCUCAGCGACCAACAUCUGCAUCUGGUAUAACCCAGGCAACACUACAAAAGCGGGUACGGAACCCAAUUCCCAUCAUUGACCCCAACUCGGGGCAGCAGGUGCAAACGGAGGCGGAGGCAGCUCCAAAGACGACGCCACCUGGAGGCAGUGCCAGGAGUACACCUGUUGGACAACCAGCCCCAGAGAGUAGUCCACCUCCUACUGGUGGUGACAUUGCUGCCCAGUUUGCUGCCCAAGUGGCUGCUACAUUACGUUCAGGCCACCCUCCCUCCAGCCACACACCACAAGGCCAGGACAUGACGGCCAGUAGUCCCCCACUCUCAGAUCAGCAAAGCUACUCCCAAUCACCAGAACUUGCACAGCCAGACUUCAAUCAAGACGUACAAGAAACUAGACCCCAACAAAAUGAGCAAGCUGUUGAAGACAUGUCAUCAAAUGCUCAAAUUGAGAGCGGUGUUGGUGAACCCCCACAACAGGUGCCUGUUCAUGAACCUAGCGUGAAAGAGGCAACACCGCCUCCAGAAACCAGCGAAACGGAAGUGAUCGGAUCCAGUGUUGACUAUGCCCCAGAGCCUAGUCAGGUCGUGGACCAGAGCAGUCCGGUUGAUGCUGAUUCAUUCACAGAACCCUUUCGUGUUGAUGUGGAGAACAUUACGCCAUUUGUGCCAGCUGCUUCACAAGCACCUGUGCAAGCACCAACACCAGUGGCUCCAGUACAAGCACCAACGCCAGUGGCUCCAGUACAAGCACCAACGCCAGCGACUCCAGUACAAGCACCUGUUCCGGAACCAGUUCAGGUAGCUGCAGUACAAGCACCAGUUCAGGUGGCUGUGGUGCAAGAACCAGCUCAAGUGGCACCCCCAGUGGUGACUCCGCCUGUUACGGUGACUCCGCCUGUUACGGAAGCCCAAGUUACACAACCAGAGGUUGUCGAGAAGGCAGCCCCACCACCCCCUGCCUCAGCUCCAGCUCCGGCUCCAGCUCCGGCCCAAGCUCCAGCCCCGACUCAAGCUCCAGCCCCGGCUCAAGCUCCAGCCCCUACCCCGGCCCCUAUCCCGGCUCCUACCCCUACCCCUACCCCUACCCCUGCCCCUACCCCUACCCCUACCCCUGCUGUUGUUUCCGUGGCAGACAUGGCUAAGGAACAGACUCCACCACCUGCAGCCACUGAGUCAAAAGAGGUUGUGCUUGAUAAUGAACCUGCAUCGGCAGGCAACUUGACUGGAAAGGAUGCAAAACAAAAGGGAGGAAAAAAGAAACUGAGAGACUUAAACCGAAAGGGGGAUGAAAAAGAAGGAACAGACAUGGACGCAUUCUUAGAUGCUGAGAAUGCCCAGAGUGAACUCAAAGGUGAUGAAGUGAAAGACACCCCUGCACAGGUGGAGGAAGUCAAAACAGAGGUGAAGAUCCCACCAGCAGAACCGGUGAAUAAUGUUGCUGAUGUGGGCAAGGAGAAUAAAAUGCCGAAUGUAGAAAUAGAAAUCAAAAACUCUGAAGAAAGUGAAGUAAGUCGUAAAAAUGCCAAAAAUGAGGAGAAGACAAAUGAGGUGACAACGACAGAGGAGAAUUCCGUUGAAAAGAAGCAAGCGCUAAAAUACAAGUACAAAGAAGACCAGUGGAGUCCCUUGAACCCUGAGGGCAAGAUGACGUAUGACCGUGAGUUCCUGCUACAACUCCAGUACUCCAAAGACUCCAUGAAGAAGCCUGAUUCUCUUCCCAACUUCCCAGAAAUCAUUCCUGAUAAGCCUCCCAAGCAAGGCAUGGACAUGAGGGGUGGAGGAGGUGGUGGCGGAGGUUACGGCCAUGUACCAGACUUCACACCAGGAUUCCUUAGGCCGUCCAGAGGGAUGGGCAGUGGAGGUGGUGGCGGCGGAGGUGGUGGUGGUGGAGGCGGUUCUAUGGGCAAGCGAGGCAGCCAGCAGCGUAACCGAAGUGACGUUAGGGUCAUCAAGAAUGUUUCAAUCCAGCUGGAUGUUAAGCUUCAUCACUCAGAAAAUGCCUGGAAACCAGGCACUCAGAAGUCAGACGAAGAGAAGUCGGAUGAAUUCAAGACCGCUGAUUUGUACCGCAAAGUGAGAAGUAUAUUGAACAAGUUGACCCCACAGAAAUUCCAGACGUUGAUUAAACAAGUUCAGAACCUGGUUAUUGACACUGAAGACAGACUGAAAGGGGUAACAGAUAUUAUAUUUGAAAAGGCUAUUAGUGAGCCUGCCUUCAGCGUGGCUUAUGCAAACAUGUGCAGAUAUUUAUUAACGCUUAAAGUGCCCUCCGACAGCAAACAAGGGGAAACAGUUAAUUUCCGUGUGAUAUUGUUAACAAGAUGUCAGCGAGAGUUUGAAAAAGAUAAUGACGCCCAAGUUGAUCUCGACCGGAGGAAAAAGGCUAUAGAGGAAGCUGACCCGGACAAGAAGAAGGAGUUGAAGGAAGAACUGGUUAUUGCUGCCACCACUGCAAGGCGGAGAUCUAUAGGGAACAUAAGGUUUAUAGGAGAGUUAUUCAAGUUGAAAAUGUUGACAGAGAAUAUUAUGCAUGACUGUGUGUUCAAGUUGUUACGAUCUCGAGAUGAGGAGAACCUGGAAUGUCUGUGCCGUCUCCUCACCACCAUUGGCAAGGAGCUAGAGUCAGACAAAGCCAAGCCAAGAAUGGACCAGUAUUUCCAACAGAUGAAGAAGAUAGUUGCUGAGAAGAAAGUGUCCUCAAGAUGCCGAUUCAUGCUGCAGGAUGUAAUAGAAUUAAGAGAUAAUAACUGGAAGCCAAGGCGAGGAGAUGACAACCCCAAAACCAUUGACCAGAUCCACAAGGACGCCAAGCGAGAAACUCUGGAACAGAACAUGUUAACAGCACGCUGCACAUGGCAAAUCAGCCAGCACAACAGCACCAUCAACCAAGACACAAUAAGCCUACCAGAGGCCGGCCAGGACAGGGUGGUGGAGGUGGUGGUGGUGGCGUCGGCGGCAACAUGGAGGAGGGAUGGAACACAGUCAGCAGCAAGGCCAUCAGGAACAUCGACAGAAACAUUGAUGUGUCCAAACUCAGGAGAGAAGAAUGCUGACGAGAACAUCCAGCUAGGCCCAGCUAGGAGUUUCGGUGGCUGGGGAAGAGGCAGUAGUGGUGGAGGAAGCAGAGCAUCGAAGGAGGGUGACAAGCCAAAUGCCCCUGGAAACAGAUUUUCUGCUCUGAGCAGAGAAGAUGACCAGAGGUCUCGUCAAUUUGGUCGUGGUGUGAGUCCAGCACGUGGAGACGGUCGUAAUCGUGCCAACACGCCUGGUGGCUACAACCGAGGAAAGGUGAUCAAUCGGUCAUCUCAGGAGUUGGAAAGAGAACGUGCCCUUGCAAGUGCUAGGAGUAUUGUGAGUGGCCGGGCCACCCCUCCUUCAGGAAACACAAGUAGAGAGGGAAGUCGAACACGGUCGUCACAGGAGGUGGAGAGACCUGCACCAUCUAUGAAGGAAUUGUCAGAGGAAGAGAUGGAAAAGAAGACCUAUUCAAUAGUAGAUGAAUAUUUGCAUAUACAGGAUCGCAAGGAGGCUAUUCAGUGUGUACAGGAGUUGAACUCGCCCAAAACCAUCCAUUUCUUUGUGUACUUUGCAAUUAACCAUGUGCUAGAGAGGUCAAAGCAAGCUCGCCAACAGACAGGGCACCUGCUGCAUGAUUUGAUCAACCAGAAAAUCAUCUCUGUUGACACCUACUUGCAGGGAUUGACAGAGAUUCUUCAGUCAGCUGAGGACAUGGAGAUCGACAUCCCCAAGAUCUGGCAGUAUCUUGGCGAGUUGAUCGGACCCAUGAUCCAAGAUGGCAGUGUUCCACUCAGCUUCCUUAAGAAGGCCUGUGAGCCAUUGAAGGCAUCUGGGAAGGCAGGCAACCUCAUGGCAGAGAUCUUACAUGAUGCCAGUCAGAGACUUGGCCACAAGAUUGUCACACAUUUAUGGCGAAACAAUUGCAUGGACUGGAGUUUCUUUGUACCUCAGGAAAAAAUCCAGCAGUUUUUGAAAGAAAAGAAUCUGGAGUUCACUGUGGGCCCUGACUCGGCACCCAGCACACCUACCAGUAAAGUGUCCAUAGAAUGGAUCAAACAGAACCUUUCAGAGCUCUUGCUCAAGCCUAAAUGUGAUAAUGAACAGAUAUUUGACUGGAUCGAGGCCAAUGUCCCUGAUGAGAUUACCAAAGAAAACAGAUUUAUCAGGGCUUUGAUGACCACGGUUUGUUCCAGUGCAAUAGUGGGCACUGGCAACAUGACAAAAGUUGACCAAGAACCCAUAAAGAAGUGGCGAUCCCUCCUGCAGAAGUAUCUAGAUCACCAGCCUGUAUUUGAGCUGCAGGCCCUCUAUGCUCUGCAGGCACUUGUCCACUCGCUGGAAUACCCUUCAGGUGUCUUGCGGACAUUCUUUGAUACACUGUAUGAUGAGGAAAUCAUCUCAGAAGAUGCAUUUAAUCAAUGGGAAACUAGUAAAGAGGAGCAGGAAGGGAAGGGAGUUACGCUCAAGCAAGUUGUUCAGUUCUUCGCAUGGCUACGCGAAGGUGAAGAGGAGGAGGCUGACAGCUGAGAAUAGGCUUAUUAUUAGGACAGACUUGGAUCACAAACUGCAAUAUGAAAUUACAAAUAUGAUUGUCAUUGCUGUUUAAAUGUGUGCACCAGAGGAUGAAAGAAAUGAUUAAUUUAUGAGCUUGCUGUAUAAAUGUGCUUUCUACUUGUUGGAGAAAACAAAGGAUCUUCUGACAGCCAAAUAUAACCAUGGAUGUGUUUAUUUUUUUUGUUGCCAUGGUAUUCGUUGAUGCAGAUGUGUUUGUUAAUGCAUAUAUUCAUUAUGUGCAUUUAAAAAUUUGCCUAAACGGCUGUGCGUUUGUAUGUAUGUCGAGGGAGAUGAUGACUAGCCGAGGAAUGAGGGAGUCUGAAGAAUAUUCAGAAUACCUUGAUCUACUGUGAGGUGCUAGGCUUGUUUGAGGAUGGAUAUAUAACUUUAACCAGAAGCCCUGCAAGGGAAUUUCAGUUGUUUCUAUUUUGUUUCUUGGUGAAUUCUAUGGAUCAUGUUUUGUUUUUUUUGAUAAUCAUUCUUAAAUUAUAUACAUAUAUACAUAUUAUAUAUAAACUGCAUAAUUUCAUAUGCAAAGUUGUGUUGGUCGAACUGUAUGAAUGACCGAUACAAACUAUCUUGUGGAAGACGAGCCACUCAAGACAAGAAUAUGAAAUGUGCAUUCUCUAUAGACUAUUGACAGUGAACCUGACAAGUCAGGUUGUGUCCAUCAACUUUGGAUAAUACAAACACUUUGAAGCCUGGACUUCGUGAACUACAGAUGAUAUGAAACACUUCCCAGCUCAACCAACUAAAUGCCUCUGAAAGCUAUGAUUGAGGGGCACAUGUGAAAGAACAUUGAAACAUGGCUACAGCAGACACCUACUUCGUAGGUGCCGAAACCUGCCUCUUUGUUUUGCAUGAGAAAUUUGUAUAGUUGGUUACCAUUACAGAUGCCUGAUCUACCCUUCAAAACCAUUACGGGGAAACAAGUUUCCCAUUAAUGACAUGAGUUUAUUGAAUGUGAAUGCCUAUGGAUAUGUUUGUGUAUAUAUUGACUACAAGGAUAUUGGUAUGAUAAUGGAGUUUGUUUGAAUUCCUAUUCAUGGAAAUAUGGCCCAUUUCCAUUGAAAAAGAAAGUCAUAAAAGCUAUUAUUCUGUCAUGAAAUGUUGAAAGUGCAAAAUAUCCAUGAAAAAAAUAUUGAAUAUGUGAAUGGUACCUCGGAUAUAUAGUUUAGAGGUAUCAAAUAUUACAGGUUGCAACUACUAGGAGAUGUGAAACUUGCCUUUAUUUAUAUUUGUAGGAUUUGAUAAUGUAAGCCUCAUGUCCUGAGAUGAAUUGAUGGUGUGAUUGUGCUCAGUGAUUCCUGAGUUAUGGCUGACUCGUGGCUCUACUACCAGUAUCGUUGGUUGAGCUGGGCACAAACUCAUCCCUUCCCAAAUGCUGUCUGUGAUUACUACAAGCUAACAGGCAGCCUGCUGAGCGUGACCACCACAGUAAUGACAGAACGCAAACUGAUGUAAAUAAAACAAGCCAAUGACAGACUUUCAAAA
Messenger RNA from Haliotis rubra (blacklip abalone), 6888 nucleotides. Its product is annotated as eukaryotic translation initiation factor 4 gamma 1-like. Gene Ontology annotation, cellular component: eukaryotic translation initiation factor 4F complex. Gene Ontology annotation, molecular function: mRNA binding; protein binding; translation initiation factor activity. The record is from RefSeq and is a predicted model, not a curated record. Lineage: Eukaryota; Metazoa; Mollusca; Gastropoda; Lepetellida; Haliotidae.